AUGGAAAUUGUGAUUUUAAAAAAUAGAAAUAUAAUGUCGAUACCGGAAUCUCUUAUUCAAGAGAUGGGUUAUUUUGUUAAAUAUUUGUACUUGGACAAUAACAUCAUACGAAUAUUACCCGACGAAUUAUUUACUGGUUGUACAAAUCUUAUGUGGUUAGACUUAAGAUGCAACAGAAUACGUCGAUUACCAGACGGUGUGCAAGGUCAUAAAAAUCUACAGGUAUUGCUUCUGGGAAAAAAUGAUUUAAAGCGAUUACCUUUGACUCUGGGAUCAUUGCCGAAACUUCGAGAAUUACAUGUUGCUGGAAAUCCGCUUGAUUGCCUUACUAGAGAUAUGGUGAAAAAAGGUUCUAAAUAUUUAAUACGCUUUUUACAAGAAAAAUGGAAAAGUAAUCAAAAUAAUAACGAAAUGAUUCAACAAAAUAAUGAUGAAUUUAACGUAAUAAAAAAAAAUGAUGACAAGAUACAUAAAAAAAAUAUAAAAAAUAUAAAAAUUAUGGAUACGUCAAAAAUGCAGUUAAUGGAAAGAUAUAGUUGGCCAAUGAUAUUUCUUACUAAUUGGAGCAGUGACCGUUUAGUUACCGAUCGAGAUAUUAGAAUGAAAGAACUAGAAAGACUUUAUUUAGAAAAACAAAAAAUAAUAUUAGAAAAGCAAGAACGAAUCUUACAAUCUUACAAAGAUGAAGAAACGCUGAAAAUAUGGAGAGAAAAAGCAAAGCAAUUGCAAUAUUUCGAAAAUUUGCCCAAAUUAAAAAAUUAUCGAGGACUCGAGGUUCCAUUUGGAGUAAAUGAAGAAUUUUCUAAAAUGAUAUCUAGACAAACGUACAGAAAAGAAAGUGUGGAAAAUAUUAAGUAUAAGAAUGCUGUAAAACCUGCAAUAGUUAAACCGUUUGAUUUCGACUUGGAAAUGUCAGAUAUUUACAAUAUACUUAUAAGUUUAACACCAAACGAUGCAGAAAAUACGAACAGUGAUAAAAAUAAUGAUUCUAAAAUAUCAAAUAUUGAUUUGGAAAUUCAAAAGUUGCAUGAUAUUCAAAAACGAAUUGCGCAGUUGAAAACGCGCAUGAUUUAAACAAUAGAAGAAUAGAAGACAAGAAUGAUAACUGCUAUACCUUCUAAAAUAAAAUACAUUAUUAUUUGUUUUAUUACCUACAUUUAGUUUAUAGUAGUUUUAUUAUUCAUAGAAUUUUAAUUGAUCGUAAAUACAAAUAGAUAAGAAUAAUGAGGAAUUGGAAGCAAUACCCCCCCCCCCAAAGUUCAGGUCUAAGUACGCCACUGCUGAUUGAUAUAAUGAAGCGAUAAGAAUUCUAGACAGUGGACACAGAUUUCAAUUUGUCGUCAAGUCUACUUGUGAUCGACUUUCCGAAUUUUUGAUAUUAUCCCCACAAAAUCCUAAAAACGUUAUAUUAAAAAAAGAUAAUUAAAAAUUGAUAUAUUUCAAUUUUUGGAGAACUUGAAAUCAAAAUUACGUGAAAAUUUGAUCUGAAGAAUUCUUGACGCCAAAUUCAAAUCUGUUUUUAGAAUUCUUAUCGCUUCAUUCUAUCAAUCGGUAUGUUAGAAAUAGAACACGUUUAUAACCCUAUGUUGCAUGUAUGUUAGAUAAAGACAGAAAAUCACUGAUUCCAAUACCCUUAAGAGGACGUCUCACCAGCAUGUGUUGUCUCCGUCUUACACACGUACGACAUAGUACAUUUUCGUUCACCAGUUUCAAUA
Messenger RNA from Rhopalosiphum maidis (corn leaf aphid), 1715 nucleotides. Its product is annotated as leucine-rich repeat-containing protein 40-like. The record is from RefSeq and is a predicted model, not a curated record. The coding region runs from base 1 to 1074 and encodes 357 amino acids. The transcript is spliced from 10 exons. Gene Ontology annotation, molecular function: protein binding. NCBI's taxonomy places the organism in Eukaryota, Metazoa, Arthropoda, Insecta, Hemiptera, Aphididae.